AUGUUCUUCGCCGCCACCGCACCCCUGAGCCGCGCGCUGCGCAUCGCCGCGCCGCGCGCGGCGCGGCGCGCGUCGAGCCAUCGCCCGGGCGUCGCCCUCGCCGGCGCCCGCGGCAAGCGCCACCGUCGCGGCCGCUGGGAGGCGCCGGCGCUCGCCGGCGCCGCGGGCACGCUCGCGUGCUACGGGAGCGCCGUCGCCGACGCCGAGUGGGACGGCGACCGCGUCGGCGGGCCCUGGGCGGGCGUCAUCGACAAGGAGACGACGGGCGUGCCGGCGUUGCGGAGCCGCGUCGCCGCCGGCGACGGCCGCGGCGUGCUCGUGGCCGUGCUCGACACGGGCGUCGAUCCCGCGGCCGAGGGGCUCCUGGCGACGCCCGACGGGUCCAUGAAGGUCGUCGACGUCAUCGACGCCACGGGCUCCGGCGACGUCGACGUGUCCACCAAGGUCGCGGUGCCCGCCGACGGCUGGGUGACCAACGCCGCGAGCGGCCGCAGGCUCCGGCUGGACGCGUCGAAGUGGACCGUCGACGGGCGACCGUGCGAGAACCCCGCGGGCAUGGAGUUCCGGCUGGGCGCGAAGCGCACGGACGCGCUCUGGCCCGCGGCUUUACGGGGCCGCCUCGCCGCCGCGGACCGCGCGAGCUUCGACGCCGCCGUCGCGCCGCUCCGCGCGGCCGCGCGCGCCGCGCGCGACGCCGCGGUCCGCGACGGCGCCGCGGACGCCGCGGAGCUCGACGCGCGCGUCGAGGCGCUCAACGCCGGCUGCAAGGCGCUCAAGCCGAGCCGCGAGUCCGCGGCGCCGCUGCUCGACGUCGUCACCUGGCGCGAGCCGUCGUCCGGCGCGUGGCGCUGCGUCGCGAUCGACGGCGCCGCGGGCGGCGACCUCGUCGCGCGCGCGGAGGACGUGACGGUGCUCGGCGACUUCCGCGUCGCGACGGCGGCGGGCGAGCGCUCGAGCCGCUGGGGCACCUUCGGCGACGAGGACCUGCUGACGUGCAGCGCGUCGUUCUACGAGGGCGGCGACGUCGUCGCGCUGGUGGUGCCCGCGGGCGACCACGGCACGCACGUCGCGGCCAUCGUCGGCGCCUACGACGCGGCGGACCCGGACAAGUGCGGCGUCGCGCCGGCCUGCAGGAUCGUGAGCAUCAAGAUCGGCGACUCGCGCCUGGGGACCAUGGAGACGGGCGCGGGUUUGUGCCGCGCGCUGGUCGCGUGCCGGCGCCUCGGCGUGGACCUCGUGAACCUGUCCUACGGCGAGGCGGCCUGCCUCUGCGACGUGGGCCGCUUCGUGGAGCUGAGCGAAAAGCUCGUGCGCGGCGGCGACCGGGGCGCCAUCUUCUGCUCGAGCGCGGGCAACAACGGGCCGGCGCUUUCGACGGUCGGCGCGCCGGGCGCGACGUCGUCCGCGCUCCUGGGCAUCGGCGCCUACGUGAACCCGGCCAUGUGCGGCGACCUGUACGCCAUGCGGUCCCCGGCGGAGGCGCACCGCGGCGGCGUGCUCUACAGCUUCUCGUCGCGGGGCCCGAGCCCCGACGGCGGGCCGGGCGUGUCCGUCGUCGCGCCGGGCGGCGCCGUCGCGUCCAUCCCCAAGUACACGCUCCAGCCCCAGCGCCUCAUGCACGGCACGUCCAUGUCGAGCCCGAACGCGUGCGGGUCCCUCGCGUGCCUCGUCGGCGCGCUCAAGGCCGAGCGCGUG
Messenger RNA from Aureococcus anophagefferens, 1695 nucleotides. RefSeq lists its product as hypothetical. The transcript is spliced from 2 exons. Gene Ontology annotation, biological process: proteolysis. Gene Ontology annotation, cellular component: cytosol. NCBI's taxonomy places the organism in Eukaryota, Pelagophyceae, Pelagomonadales, Pelagomonadaceae. The annotation marks the transcript as partial. Gene Ontology annotation, molecular function: tripeptidyl-peptidase activity; serine-type endopeptidase activity. The record is from RefSeq and is a predicted model, not a curated record.